Nothoprocta perdicaria is the source of this 4308-nucleotide messenger RNA. It is a transcript of the gene SEPTIN5, whose product is annotated as septin 5. Bases 107 to 1252 code for a protein of 381 amino acids. NCBI's taxonomy places the organism in Eukaryota, Metazoa, Chordata, Aves, Tinamiformes, Tinamidae. Gene Ontology annotation, cellular component: synaptic vesicle; septin complex; cell division site. Gene Ontology annotation, molecular function: GTP binding; GTPase activity; molecular adaptor activity. The transcript has 11 exons. The record is from RefSeq and is a predicted model, not a curated record. Gene Ontology annotation, biological process: regulation of exocytosis; cytoskeleton-dependent cytokinesis.
CGCAGGCGGGGGGGCUGCCGUGGGUCCGGCCAGGCGGGCAGGGAACACAUGGGCUGGGUGUUUUUCCCUUGGCCCGCGCUGGCUGCCCGUCCCGCCGACCGCGGUCAUGGAUUCGCUCAUUAUUCAGGAGCGGUUGGUGGAGAAGCUGCUUUCCCCCCGCGCGCAGGCACAGCGAAGCCACCCGGGCAAGCUGAAGGACCAUGAGAAGCAGUACGUGGGCUUCGCCACUCUCCCUAACCAGGUCCACCGGAAAUCUGUGAAGAAGGGUUUCGACUUCACCCUGAUGGUCGCAGGAGAGUCGGGUCUGGGCAAAUCCACCCUCGUGAAUAGCCUGUUCCUGACAGAUCUCUACAAAGACAGAAAGCUCCUCAACGCAGAGGAGAGAAUCAACCAGACAGUAGAAAUCGUCAAGCACACGGUAGACAUUGAGGAGAAGGGUGUGAAGCUGAAGUUGACCAUAGUGGACACACCAGGCUUUGGAGAUGCUGUUAACAACACUGAGUGCUGGAAGCCCAUCACUGACUACAUCGACCAGCAGUUUGAGCAGUAUUUCCGAGAUGAGAGCGGCCUGAACCGGAAGAACAUCCAGGACAACCGAGUGCACUGUUGCCUCUACUUCAUCUCGCCCUUCGGGCAUGGGCUGAGGCCGGUGGAUGUCGAAUUCAUGAAGGCUCUGCAUGAGAAGGUCAACAUCGUGCCCCUCAUUGCCAAAGCUGACUGCCUGAUUCCCUCUGAGAUCCGGAAACUAAAAGAGAGGAUUCGGGAAGAGAUUGACAAAUUUGGUAUUAAAGUGUACCAAUUUCCGGAGUGUGACUCUGAUGAAGAUGAGGAAUUCAAGCAACAAGACAGAGAACUGAAGGAGAGCGCUCCCUUCGCUGUCAUUGGCAGUAACACCGUGGUGGAGGCAAAAGGCCAGAGAGUCCGGGGCCGGCUCUACCCCUGGGGCAUUGUGGAAGUGGAAAACCAGGCGCACUGCGACUUUGUGAAGCUGAGGAACAUGCUGAUCCGGACACACAUGCAUGACUUGAAAGAUGUCACUUGUGAUGUCCACUAUGAGAACUACCGAGCUCAGUGCAUCCAGCAAAUGACCAGCAAGCUGACGCAGGACAACAGGAUAGAAAGCCCUAUUCCUAUCCUGCCUCUCCCAACACCUGACACGGAGACGGAGAAGCUGAUCAAAAUGAAGGAUGAGGAGUUGCGGCGGAUGCAAGAAAUGCUGCAGAAGAUGCAGCAGCAGAUGCAGGAUCAGUGAAACACAGGUGUUUGGAGGGCCAAGGGAAUCAGCGGGUGACCGUCUGAGGCCUGGCUUGAGCUGUGGACGUUUAAAAAGAGGUUCCCUAUUGUGUAGAGACUCGUGGGCAAGAGCUGCACCCACACCCUCUAAUUUAUUAGCAGCAGUGCUGGCUUUGUAGUCAGCCAGAUUGUGGAGGAGGCUGUUCACUUAACAGUUUACUGAUGUAUAUUUCUUUUUUUUUUUUUAAUUAUUACUUUUUUUUUUUUUAAAGAAAAAUAGCCUGGGAAAUAUCUAAGGCAUCCUAAGAAAAGAAAGAUCCACCUUUCCCAUGUACUGAUUUCUUGUUUGGGAAUGCUCUGGUAUUUAAAUCAUGUUUUUUCUGGUGUACGAAAUUGAAGAUUAUGUGUCCAUGCACGUAACUGUUUACUCCCAGCUGAGGUGCUGUGCCCCUCUUUCCCUCCCUGUGUCCAGGGCCAGGCAUUGUAAAGGAAGAUGUUCCCUCCGUGAAUUCACCCCAUGCUGCCCAGGCUUCUCAGCCUGCAGAGAGAGCAGGGCCUGAUAUCUCUGUGCACUGACCUGCUGAGGGGUCCUAACAGUUGUGUGGUUCCCUGGCUAUUAUUCUUCCCUUUGGUUUUGUUUUUCCUCUCAGCAAACUCCAGGGUCUUUGCACUGAGUGGCAGGGGACAGUUUCUCUAGGUCAGUUAGAAGAAGGCACUUCCAGCACCCUCAGCGAGGUGUUUCUGGCAGCAAGGAGAAGCUGCAGCAGCCUGGCUGCAAGGAGGGCUUGGGAGGCAGCCCCUUUGCAGCCUGCCAGCUGCUGCGAGUUGUGCUUUGGGGAUGUGGUGGCAGCACCUUGCAGAAAUGCCAGGACGCCCAGUGGCUGCUCAGAGUGUCCCAUAGCUCUGGUCUUCCCCCUUUGCUUGGAAAAGUACCAUGGCAGCCAGAGUGCUUACCUGGGCCUGCUUCAGAGGAACAGAAAGCCCGGAGUUGAGAGCCAACCCCAAAUUCACAGCUGUGCUUUGUCCCCAAGCUUGCAAUUCCACAAGAGUUGCUGGCGCUGUGGUUCUCCUGGGGUAAGAGGCAUUUUGGGGUGUUAGUGCCAGAGCUCUGCGAGCCGCCUGUCCCACCAGGCUGCCUUGUAGGGACAAGAGGUGGCAGAGGGGCAGCGGGCGGGUGCACGGAUGGCUCUGCAGGGCUGAGGACAGCCCAGCAGACUCGGUACUGCCUCCCCUCCCCUUUCCCUGAGACUCAGCCCUUCUCCCUGCUUCCUGUCCCCAGCUCUUCCUGUCUCAGUGCUGGGGAGGCUGGUGGAUCUGCUGGGUGGAGAUAAGAGUGUUCCUUGGACAGCAGCUYCUGUCCCAUUCUUGCUUCCUACAGUAUUUUAAACUUCUAGUGCAGCCAGGGGAGAGCCAAGGGCACAACGUGUCUGACAGCGCAAGUCUCACUCAAAACASUGCCGCGCUCGCAGGGAGCUCAGGGCUCUUGCAGGGAGAGACACUUGGCUCUUCCCUCCAGCACCAGAGAGCACCACUGGGAUGAGGACCUGCUCCUCUGGCUCGGUCCCCAUCGCUCCGUCUACACGUGUGCAUGUUGCUCCUGCCCUGCUCUGGCUCUCCCCACUAGAUCUCUCUGGUUGGGAAUAGCCAGGUGCUGAAUUCUUUUGUUAGGUGCUAUGCUUGUCUGUGUGGCAGUCCACCACACAUGUCUUCUCUCCAUGAGGCUGUAGUGUCCUGAUCAGAGCUUGUUCAGGAGGUGAGUAGGUUGGCUGGUUCCAGUUAUUCACUACACAGAGCCAGAACACGGGUCAUACGGGCAAGAGAGACCCUGAUGAAGCGCAGAAGGACAAAGUGACAGGAAUGUGAAAGCUGGACAAGAACAAUGUCCAAGGCAAACCUCUUCAAAGUGACCUUUUGCUCCCUCAGAGAGGUGAGAAGUAGGCAGGGGCAUUGGGAACAAGCUCAGCAGGGCUGGGGCAACUGUUCUGCCUAAAAUGCCAACAUUUUUUCUUUCUUUCUCCCCCAUGUCAGGCAUGUAAGUGACAGUGGCAGUGCCAGGGACAGAUGCUUCAGGAGGAGAUACAGCCUUUCUUUCUGCAGUUUGCCUGUUUGAGGAACAGAGUAGCCUGAGGUGAGAGCUUCCUCCAGGCUUUCUGGAAGAGGUUUGCUGCUGUCCCAAAGUAGGAGGACUGCUGACUUCUCAGCUUUAUUCGUACUAGCAUAACUGGAAACACCUUGGAGUGUCUGCUCUUGCUCUCUUCUUAAUUAGUCUUGUCUAUGAGGAGGAUAUUCUGUUGUAACUGAGCCCUGUCCACUUAGAGAUGUUCCUCUUUCGAGCAGAUUCAGGCCUAAAAGAUGGAGACCUUUAGUCUUUGGCAUUGACAUAGGAGAGAACACCGCCUUUAUCUUGGGCUGGGUGCUGGUGAGAACGAAAGGGUCAUGGGCAGGCAAGAGUAUUGCUGAGUUUUUAGCUGCUUCUGUCCUCUGGGCGAGGAAAUCUCCAUCAGCACAGUGCAUGAGGUUCCUAAAACAAGCUGAUGCUUGCAGUUCCACUCUCUCCAGAGAGCUGAAGUCUUCAACUGUCUGCUGGCAAAGACAGUUUGAGUUGUGCUUGGAGAAAAAUGCAUAUCAACGAGGUAUUAGAGAAACAGCUUCUGCAGAGGGCUAUGAUACUGCUGAUACUAGUGUCCCUGCAUCAGGAGGUUCCUUUCCCAGAGCAUCAGAGUUGGGGGCUGCAGGAAACAGGUUAGAGACUGAGUUCUGCAAGGGCACCAGAGAUCCAGCCUUUGGCUCAGUGGGCAGCAUGCAUUUAUUAAAGGAGAAAUGCUCUGUACUGUUGAGCUCAGCUGCACUAUAAGUGGARAAGGGAUUGCUGAAUGAAAGUAGCUUGGCCACUUGGCUCUGGCAGCCAUAGAAGCAGAAGAGUGGACAGAAAGGUAAUUUAACGCCCCCUUCACACAACCCAGUGCGAUCUCAUACGUAAACCCUGCGCCCACGGGCACUUCCCCCUCCUUCACCACGCUUUGCCCCGCGGAGUGAGUCACUGCGGGAGCUGUGUCCCACUGCCUGGGCAGAGCU